ACAAAGUUAACCGUCUUCAGUCUUUGCUGUGGGUUUACCUCGGACAGGAACACCGUACGGUUUGUUGAUGACAACCACAUCUUUGUCCCGGUACAGCACGGCUCUGUGGAGGUGUUUGGCCAGCACGUUUGGAUGGACGUUUUGUAGCUGCAGACUGAACCGUUUCAGCUCCGUCACCCUCUUCUGCUGACCGGACAGCUUCUCUGGCUCUGCCACCGGUGGCUUCGCCCUCUCCUGUUGGACCCUCCGCGCCAGGUCGAUCGCUCUCAGCCGGGGUUUCUCUCCCGUCUCGGGGCCCGGAGCGGGUUUAGCGGCAGAGGUCAGGCUCCGGCUGAGGGACGGUGCUGCCUGCGAGCACCGGCGGCAGUUUGUAUGCGGUUUGACCCGAGAGAAGACGAUGUUCAGCCCGGAUUUCAAGUCGCUACAGGAUAUUCUCCCACAGCUGUUCAUUGUGGAGUGAAGCUAGUGAAGACAGGUCACAUUAGCCUGAUAUACAAAAAUAAACUCCAGAGGGGACACGCGGUGUAAAACAACUUCCGGGUCGCACCUGUCAGAAUAAAAGCGUGCAGAUAUUUUCCUCACAACUAAAAACGCAAGACAGUUAAACAAUACAACAUUUUAACAGUUGUAAAAGUGAUUUUGGAUAAACCGACAUUCGUUUAGUCAAAUGAGGGCCAUUUGUGGACUCGUGGUUACUAUUGACUGGAUUAAAAAUCACAUAAAAUAACCUGAAAGUUUUGCUCACAUAAAAUGCGCUUUCACAAAAAAUAAGCAGUGAAAGAAACAAAUGUCUGACCUUCUGUACCAGUUGUACAUAAAUAACACAGUACACUGUGAAUGGAGCAACAAUUUCCUGUCGUGGUGUGUCGUGUUUCCUUCAUCUGACCAUAGGUGUGCUCGUUUGUCAUACCGCCACUGCCCGAACUUUGGUCAAAGCCACUGAAUGUAAUGGAGAUUGGAGAACACCGCCCACGUGGUAGAUAUUGAGACUAAAGCCGAGUGUAUCGUCGUCCUCCAAGUUGCUGUAUGGUUGCAUGUUGAUGUUGUUGUCGUUUUUCUGUAAAUAUAAGCAUUUGUUUGGCGUCAAGGGUCCUAAAUUAUGUUUCUUCAUGCAUUGCUCGACCAGACAAACAACAUAAAUGACUCGUAAGCGUCAUUAAACCAUAAACAGAGGGAGCUGAUUUGAAGGGACACCUUUUGGUGGCACAUAGUACUUUUUUUUUUAAAACACCGCAAACAUGAAGAUCACAGAUAGCGUGUUACGAAGUUUCAGGGUGGCCAGGACAUUUCGAGAAAAUUCCCAGAAAGUCAACUGUGUGGACUUCAGUCCAAAUGGAGAAAAUGCAGUAUCAAGCAGCGACGACGACUGCAUUGUGUUAUAUGACAUCCGGGAAGGAAAACCUAAAAGGACCCUGUUCAGCAAGAAGUAUGGUGUAGACCUCAUCCGGUACACACAUGGAGAUGCACAGACAGUGGUCUACAGCUCCAACAAACUGGAUGAUACCAUCCGAUACCUUUCGCUCACCGACAACAAGUACAUCCGAUAUUUUCCAGGUCACACUGCAAGAGUUGUUGCUCUCUCCAUGUCACCAGUGGAUGAAACAUUUAUCUCAGGCUCGUUGGAUAAGACGAUCCGGAUCUGGGACCUGCGCUCUCCGAACUGUCAAGGUUUGACUAAUCCACUGGGGAAACCUGUAUGUUCCUUUGACCCUGAUGGGCUGAUAUUUGCUGCCGGAGUGGAAUCACAGGCCAUUAAAUUAUACGACCUCCGUGCUUAUGACAAGGGUCCCUUUGCCUCCUUUGAAACAAGGUUUAACCGUGUCUGUGACUGGACUGGACUCAAGUUCAGUAACGAUGGGAAACAGAUUCUCAUAUCCACCAAUGGAGGGAUGAUUCGUGUCCUGAACGCUUUCAAUGGAUCUAUGUUGCACACUUUUUCUGGCUACAACAACAGUAAAGGCAUCUCCCUGGAGGCCUGCUUCACCCCUGACUCACAGUUUGUCAUGAUUGGCUCAGAGGACGGGAGAAUCCAUGUUUGGAGCACUGAGAGUGGGAUGAAGGUGGCUGUGCUGGACGGGAAACAUCCAGGACCCAUCAACACUCUGCAGUUUAACCCCAGAUACAUGACGUUUGCUAGUGCCUGCACGAACAUGCUGGUGCUAGAUUUAUACAGAGAGCCAGCGCAGAGCUGGGACAAGGACUACGAUCAGUUCCUGCUUCCUCUGCUCAUGCCUCAGGAACCCUGCUACAUCCUGUACCGUCUGGACUCCAGGAACGCACAAGGAUACGAGUGGAUCUUCAUCGCCUGGUCACCUGACCAAUCACCAGUGAGACUGAAGAUGGUGUACGCAGCCACCCGUGCCACACUGAAGAAGGAGUUUGGAGGAGGUCACAUUAAAGAUGAAAUGUUUGGCACAGUGGAGGAUGACCUGUGCUUCCAGGGAUACCUGCGGCACAUGUCCUCCUGCUCCUCCCCAGCUCCACUCACAGCUGCUGAGCAGGAAUUACAACGAAUCAAAGUCACAGAGGAGAAGGUUGUAUGGGAUGAACGCAGACGAAUUGGGACUCCAACAGCACGUGCAAGGGUUACAAUGGAGUUUGGCAUAGACAAAAGGGCACAGACUCUUCAAGGUCUUGCAUUCCCUUUACAAGAAGAGGCCAAACGAGCUCUGCAGCAACUCAAGCAGAGACGCAUCAACUACAUACAGCUACGGCUGGAUGUAGAGAAAGAGACCAUUGAGCUGGUUCACACCAAACCUACAGAGACCCAUGAGCUUCCCUACAGGAUUCCUACAGAUUCCCCCAGAUACCACUUCUUCAUCUUCAGACAUUCCCACCAGGGCCAGCGGCAGGAGGCGCUGGUAUUCAUAUAUUCGAUGCCUGGGUACACCUGUAGUAUCAAGGAACGGAUGUUGUAUUCCAGCUGUAAGAACAGGCUACUGGAUGAGGUAGAGAGAGACUACCAGCUGGAGGUCACCAAAAAGAUGGAGAUAGACAACGGUGACGGCCUGACAGAAGACUUUCUGUACGAGGAGGUCCACCCGAUGGAGCACACCUUAAAGCAGGCCUUCGCCAAGCCCCGCGGACCAGGAGGGAAGAGGGGCAACAAACGCCUCAUCAAGGGUGAAGGGGAGAACGGGGAAGACAGUUAGGCAUGCACACACGUGAGACAUUAUACACAAGUACACAAGCAAACGCCACAAUAUCUAUGAAUUGACUUGUUAUUUGACUGUUUAGCUUCUAGCCAUUUCUUCUUUUUACUUUGGCAUACUGCACAUUUCACACUGAAAAAAGGAACACAUAGAUCCAUGAUAAAGCAGAUUCCAUAUCCAUUUUCCUGCGGCAAAAGAAAUUUUCUAAAUAUAAACAUUUUUCUGAAAGUGUUCAGAUUCUAAAUUCCCUGAAAAGUAGACUGCUUUGUUCACAAGAGCACUGUUGGUAGGUUGAGUGUAACUAUCUUAUGGUUCAUUCAAAUUAAAUGUCAUUGUACAUGAAAACGUUUUAAAUUCAUGAUUAAGUGUCAGUAUUUUGAGGUAGGCCUACUGCAGAUAAUUAUAAUGUACACUACUUACUCAGUGUGUCAGUCGGUACAAAAUAUUGUCUAGCCAAAUGUUUUUUCAAACACACAGAAGGUUUUUGUUUUUCAUUUUUUCAUUUGCUGUGGAGAUCCAAAGCUUUUCAUAGAUACCAAAUAUGUAAGGCUGAACUUGGGGGGAAAGUGUAUAAAAUGAUGCACAAAACAUUUAGAAUAUUUCCAUUUCAUCUAAUGGUGAAAAAACACAGUCUAAGAGUGUGAGGUUUGAAUAUGACUCUGUAAACAUGAAUAUAGUUUCAAAAAAGAGUUUGAACAAGCUGAUACACAAUGAAUAUGAUACUGUCUGUCUGACAGUGUGGAAUAUGACAUUUGGGUCUUGCUGAGGGUUACCACUCUCAUGUCUGCAUGUUAAAUAUGAAGCUACAGCCAGCAGGUGAUUAGCUUGGCUUAGCUUAGCAUAAAGACUGGAAACAGGGGCAAACAGUUAGCUUUGGCCAAAGGUAACAAAAUCAACCUACCAGCACCUCUAAAGCUCACAGAUUAACACAUUCUCAUUUGUUCAAUCCAUACAAGUGUGAAAACAACAACUUAAAGUGUUAUGGGUGGUUAUGAGCCAGACACCUUUUCGGCUGGAGGCAGUGAAUUCCUUGUGUUUGUUCGUCACUGAGGUUGCCAGGCAGCUAGCGGGAUAGUUCGGAUAAAAACUGGAUUUUAAAGGCUUAAAAUGUUUUUUUAUAUUUCUGUCCAAGUUGAAGGCAACUUUUCCAAUCUGAUUUGCCUUUUUAUGUAUGUGCGCUCCACUUAAGGAAAUUAUUGUAGCUGCUUAAUUUCUUUUGAUCGCUUCACUAAUAUUGAUCCAGCUUUUUUAUAGCCAUUUGGGAAAUGGCUAUGAAAUUCCUGCUUUGGGAUGGAUUCUCCUUUACAUUGCCUAGGUAUGGGCAGCCUAUGCUUUGCCCAUGGUUCCCUCUUCAACACAUGCAAAUUCAUCCACAUCACAUGUACAGUUGCCUUCUUUAGUCACCUAAGCAGGGUUUGACUAUACUCAACUGAAGGCUGUUGUUUUACAUGACCUACAAUAAAAUAUUUUCUUUA
This is a messenger RNA of Micropterus dolomieu (smallmouth bass), 4627 nucleotides long. Its product is annotated as WD repeat-containing protein 82-like. Gene Ontology annotation, molecular function: chromatin binding; actin filament binding; actin monomer binding. Gene Ontology annotation, cellular component: cytoplasm; actin filament; Set1C/COMPASS complex. The coding region runs from base 1239 to 3152 and encodes 637 amino acids. Gene Ontology annotation, biological process: positive regulation of neuron projection development; barbed-end actin filament capping; regulation of lamellipodium assembly. The transcript is spliced from 17 exons. The record is from RefSeq and is a predicted model, not a curated record. Lineage: Eukaryota; Metazoa; Chordata; Actinopteri; Centrarchiformes; Centrarchidae.